Podarcis lilfordi (Lilford's wall lizard) is the source of this 237-nucleotide messenger RNA. The record is from the annotation of a GenBank genome assembly. NCBI's taxonomy places the organism in Eukaryota, Metazoa, Chordata, Lepidosauria, Squamata, Lacertidae.
AUGGCAGGGACAUUUCUGCUGCUGAUUCUUCUCUUCCUGUGGCUGCAGGUGCCUCCAACUGAGUGCAAGGAAGACUCUGAGGGAUGCACCAUGACGGAUCCUUUCCAGUUUCCAUACCAGUAUUAUCAGAGAGGGGAUCUUAUCAUUGGAGGAAUUGUUAAUGCUUUUGGCUGUACAUCUGAAGAAAUAGAUCUCCAUGACCACCCAAACACAAAGUUUACAGAUGAACUUUUGUAA